GAGUAUAAAAGUUUGGCCGCUUCACCAGACAGACUAUUUUUGCGAGUGGCUAAGUGCUAGCGCGAAAAAAACAGGUGUCUGUUUGCUGCUGGUUGAAGCAUCCCACAAAGUCAGCAGAUAUGGGAGUGGUCCGAUGGCUAGCCCUGCUGACGGUGGCCGCCCUGGCCGUGCAGUCCAAGUCCGACCCGGACUGCGGAGAUUUGAACGGCUGGCAGGAGUGUCUGUGUUCCAAUGACGAGUACCAAGUAAGGCGCCUGCACCGAGGUCUGUGGGUCUCAACAACUGUGCACGACGAGUCCCUGACAACAGCGUACAACAAUGCCCGCUUCCGGCUGUCCAAGUUCCUUAAUGGUGACAAUGACCAAGGAACGAGUAUCCAGCGAGAGUCUCCGUACGUCCUGCAGACCCACAGCGGGAAGGACGAGCAGCGAGAAGUCACCGUGUCUGUUCUGCUGCCCAAGAAGCUGUGGAAGAUGCCACCCAUUCCAACAGAUGGGAAGGUGGUCAUGGAAAUUGUCCCGGAGACAAUCAUGUACGUCAGAAUCUUCCCGCAAAAGGCGGCUGGUUUUGUGGCAGACAGGGAGGCAAAGAGAUUCUUCCAGCUGCUCAGUAAGAACGAGGAACCUAUCAUUGGUCAGGACGACUACUAUUACAUCUUCCAGUACAAGAGGUCACCCACCAAGCCUUCAGUCAACGAGAUUGCCAUUUUUGCCAUGAACAAGCACACUCACGAGUUCUACAGCCGGGCCGAGGGGCUGGAUCACAGUGACAUGAGGCUGCCCAAAUGUAUCCAGAGCCAGUGUAACUCCCACCAGGACACGUGCGGCGUGCACAGCUCAGUGACGUGGUCUCACGAUGAGGAGGUCAUCAAUGUGGACUUGGAACGCGAGUGUCAAAAGGAUCACUGUGCUUCUGCUGGCCAUGGCUGUCAUUACAAGCUGGAGAAGAGCUACACUCCCAGCACUGAAGUACGCAAGUAUUUUGAACAAGCCAUUCUGGAAGUUCCUGUUCACACAUGUAAUGCAGAAGAUGUGGAUGCAUUGGGUCAACCCAUUUUCUUUGAGUACAUGAAAGAUCUUGGCAAGAUGAAGGAGUUUUCCAUGAUGCACUCUGAGUGGACUGUAAUGGCCAAGGAGAACACUUGGAACAAGAAAUCCUGCCCCAACCAGUUUCUCUACAGAUGUACUGUUGAUGCUGACUUCAAGGGUGAAGAAACAGAGGCAGUCCACAAGCAGUCGUGGAAAAGCCACAAGAUGGCAGCCAAGUGCCUGGCAGGGUACGCAGAUGCCGACACUCUGUUCACCAUGGCGAAGAGGCUUCACAACGACCUACACAGGUUCGGUGUGGACCACUGCGCUGGGAACUUUGUCACUGAUCAGUUCUAUGGCGAGUCUCGACUGUUUGACAGGUUCAAUGAGGUGAAGUUUGAUGUGAAGCCAAGCUGCAGCUGGUAUGAAGGUGACCCCAUUGUAGACUUCAGACAUCCAGAGGACAGGCUUGAGUCUGUGGAACCCCUGAAGGUGGGACAUCACUGCGAUCAUUCUGACGAUGAGAACCAUCAUCACUCCGACUGUCUGGUUCCUGAGAGGGUGGAGCAGUAUGGAAAAAUCCAUGAGAAUUUUUACAACAAAGCUGCUGGAGUCUUUGUCAGUAUUAAGGACUGCACCGCAGAAUCUGCCAAGAGGAAGGCCAUGAGCAUCAUCCUGAAGUACAUCAACGGCUACAACAAAGAGGAAGUCGCCUUUAAGAUGCUCAAACCAGUUCUCACCAUGGACCCCAGAACCUUGGGUCACGAGAUGAGUGAAUGUGACGUUACAUACACCACCGUCGCCUUCUUACCGGAAGAACACCUGGAAAAUCCACCAGAGCCUGUUGAUAACAGAAUAAUUGUAAUAAAGGCUGAUGACUUUGCGGCGUACCAGCUGCCGUACCACGUGCCGCCGGGAGAGGACGUGUUUGGGGAACGUUUCCUGGAGCUAGCACGCAACAUGACUCUAUCCAUGAGAGACUUGGAUUUGGAUGGCAAAUUCUUCCACACUGGUGGAGUUGCUGACUAUGACUUGGACAGUGAUGUCCAGGGGGAACACUUUAAGGAGAUCUGGUUGCUGAAACAGAGUUAUUCACUGCUGCACGAGUUCCAGAAGGCCCUUGACACGUCUGUACCAGAUGUACUGAAGCCGCUGUUCUACUGGCCUGAGGAAGAGGAAGACAGGACGUACCCCGAGGGUUGUCCUGGGGAUGACUGCUUUGUACCAGAGAUCCUGGGAGAAAAUGCCGGAUACAUCGAGCACAAGUUCCAUGUUGACUACUGGGCAUGUGUCCAGAGCACUGAGCACAGCUGUGGCCACCCAAGUGUCUCUCGCUCCAUGCUGAAAGCCACUGCAGAUUAUUUCAAUGGAAACAACGAGGCCGGUACUAAAGCCGACCAGAAAAUGAGCCCUGCUGUCACUACCCACACCACAAAGACACCACCCGAUGAGAGAGCUGCCGGCACCUGUAAGGACACAUUUGAGAUCUGCAUGCCUGUACCAAAGGGCUUCUCUGAUGGAGAGCCUCCUGCACCAACCAAUGAUGCGGUGGUGAUUAAGAAGGGACAGAGUCUACAGACGUAUGUGGUGAAGAGGGAUGGGCCCAUCGCCCAAGGGGCUGUCGAUGAAGCCCUGAAGAAUGUUCGUUUGAGCCUGGAUAAACACGGCAUGCUGUAUGAUCAGUCCGUAGAUGUGGUUUACACCUACCACGGAUGGAAUGAGGAUGAGGAACAUCAGAACUUCUACGCUGGCUAUGCCAUGGCACCUUGGGGCGAUGGUCUCGGAAUGCCUGACAUUGUGAACAUGUUCCCUCCCGAGUGUCCAAAUGGCACGUGUUUCAUCCCAGAGAAGAUCGGUGAACAUCAGGGAUUCCUGGAGCACAAGUUCUCCCUCGGAAACUUUAUUUGUGGAAAGGGUGAAAUAGAAGACUGUGCCAACCCACAGAUCACCGCCCCUAUUUUCUCAGCAGUCCGGGGUUACUUUGAGGGCAAAAAUGAAGCAGAAGCAACUGCAGGCAUAAUACAGCCCAGUAUCUUCAGCUGGACUUACAGAACGGAUAAGGCUGAAAUUGCUGCGGGAAAAUGCAGGGACUUCUACGAAUUUUGCGUGCCUGUUCCGAGGGACUUCAUGGAGAAAGGAAUCCCAGCUCCCACUGAAGAUAAUGUUUACAUCAAGAAAGGAGCAACCCUGCAGACGUUCGUGACAAGGAAGAUGGGUUUCAGACACGCAGAAACGUAUGCAGCAGCAAUCGAGAGGGUACGCACUAGCAUCGAUUUGGAGGGACUUGGAUAUGACCAGAGUGUCCAUGUUUACUAUGGGUAUGGUGGCCUUGCUGAAGCCGGUGAUUUUGGAGUGUUGUUUGCUGGUUUUGCCAUGCCCCCAUGGGGCGAUGGACUCGCCAACGAAGCUCCCACAUUCCCCGAUGACUGUCCAAAUGAUAACUGCUUCCUCCCAACAACUAUCGGAGAACAUGAUGGUCUGAUUGAACACAAGAUUGAUGCUAAAAACUGGGUUUGUUACAAGAAGAAUGUUACCGACUGCACAUCCUGGGGUUCUGAGGAAGGGAUGUACGAUGUCGUCAGGAAGUACUUUUCCGGCAGCAACACAGCAGGACUGAAGGCAGAGGUCAUCAGCCCUGCCAUCACCGCUUAUAUAACAUAUACAAACGAGACUGAUAUGGAUUCAACCUGCAACGAUAUGCUGGAACUCUGCAUUCCCCUGCCGAGGGAGUACCAGAAGAAAGAACCACCAGCACCAACAGAUGAUCGGCUUUACAUCAAGAAGAGGAAAGGUGGCCUACAGACACUUGUGACCAAGAAGAAGGGAUUGAAGACCAUAGACGCCAUCAAUGAUUCCUUCAAUCAGACACGCGAGGGCCUGGAUUCACACGGGCUCAACUAUGACUCGAGUGUAGAUUUGUGGUACAGCUAUACUAAGCUACCAGAAGACAGGGACUACCAGGUGUUCUUUACCGGAUAUGCUGAUCCUGACUGGACUGACGGAGUUGGCAAGGGGCUGACAGCUUUCCCGGAGGACUGUCCAGGCGAAAACUGCUACGUACCCGAAGUUAUUGGAGACUAUCAAACGCACAAGUUCACUGCCAAGAACUGGGUGUGUUAUCAGAGUAAGGUGUACAACUGUGGCCAUCCUGAACUGGAUCCGUACACUUUCCGCGCCGUCAGGAGUUACUUCGAAGGGAACAACGAAGCAGGAAUAACAGCUGAAAUCAUCCUGCCUGGAAUCACCACUUACAUAGCAAGGACAUCACAAGCUGACAGGGCUGCUGGGAUCUGCCACGAUGUCUUUGAAUUCUGUGUCCCCUUCCCGAGGAAACUGCAGGACGGAGUGCCUCCUGCACCCAACAGUAGAAAGGUUUACAUAAAGAGUGAUGAAAGCCUGCAAGCCUAUGUCAGGAGAGUGUCAGCCUUCCCGACCCAAGAAAGAAUCAAUAAGAAUCUAGCAGCAGUUCGUAAGAGCCUGGACAAAACUAGUCUUCCACAUGAUCAGACAGCCAACGUGUUCUACAACUUUGCUGGGCCAGUGGAAGACAGAGAUAACCAGGUCUUCUUCACCGGCUACCCCAAGGCUCCGUGGGGAGAUGGACUGGCAACUGUAGUGGAGGAGUUCCCCCCCAACUGCCCCAACAAGAACUGCUUCCUCCCAGAAAUAGUCGGCACUUAUGGACCCUUCUUGGAGCACAAGUUUGAAGCUGAGAACUGGGUUUGUGUAAAGAGGCAUGUGAUCCACUGUGGUGAGCCUGAGCUCUCUCCAUCCAUGUACAAGUCCAUCAGGAGGUACUUCCAAGGUAGCAACGAUGCAGGCAAGAAGGCAGAUGUCAUCGUUCCUGGGAUCACUACUUACAUUGCCAACACUACUGAGAUGGAGAAAGCUGGACAACUCUGCAGAGAUAUGUACGAGUUCUGUGUGCCUCUGCCAGAAGACUUCACAAAAGAGACAAUUCCUUCUCCAACUGAGCAAGGGGUUUAUAUAAAGAAGGGAGGAAGCCUACAGACGUUUGUGACAUCUCGGAUAGGAUACAGAACCCAGGAAGCAAUCAAAGAAGGUCUGAAGGAUGUACGCAAAAGGCUGGAUAGGGAACAGCUUGGCUAUGAUCAGACUGUUGAUGUAGUUUACACCUACGCUGGACCAUCUGAAUCCCACGACUACCAGAUCUUCUUCGUUGGGUAUGCCAAGGCUCCUUGGGGAAACGGACACGGAGAUACACCAACGACCUUCCCAGACACCUGUCCCAGCGACACCUGUUAUCUCCCAGAGAUACUUGCAGAGGAAAACGGGUUUGCUGAACACAAGUUUAACGCUGAACAAUGGGCUUGCGUGCAGAGGAAUGUGACAGACUGUGGGAACCCUCAGUUCACUCCAGAUAUGGCCGUACCCAUCAGGGGGUACUUCAGUGGCGAGAACGAUGCUGAGCUGACAGCAGAUGUAAUUUUCCCUGGUGUCAGUUCGCUCAUAUGUCUGACAACGAAGGCUGAGAAAGCUGCUGGUAUCUGCAAAGAUGUGUUUGAGUUCUGUGUGCCUCUGCCGAAGUCAUUCUUGGAAGGAGAUGCUCCACCAGCUCCAACUGGAGAAAGGGUUUACAUCAAGAAGGGUCAUCUGGAGGCUUACACCAAGAGAAUCACAGGGUACAGGACCCAGAAGGCCAUCGGAAAAGCUCUGAAGAAAGUACGCAAGAGCCUGGACAAAUACAACAUGGACUAUGAUCAGACUGUUGAUGUGGUGUACACUUAUGGCGGACCAAAUGAGAAUAAGAGAUAUGAAGUGUUCUACGCUGGGUAUGCCAAGGCGCCUUGGGGAAAUGGCCGGAGACAGACAGUUGUGGACAUGCCCUCUACAUGCCCAAGCGACUCCUGCUUUGUCCCAGAAACCAAGGAAGCUCACAACAUGAUAGAACACACAUUUGAUGUUGAAAACUGGGUGUGUGUGAAGAGGAAUGUAAUCCACUGUGGUCCUCCAGAACUUUCCCCGUCUAUCUUUGAGGGUAUCAGAGAGUACCUCAGUGGUGGCAACGAGGCAGGGAAGAAAACAGAUGCAUUCAUGCACCCUGGUGUCAAAACUAAAACAGCAAAGACAGGGAGUAAAGCAGCCGCUGGUUUCGAGUGCCACGAUACGUUUGAGUUCUGUGUACCUCUGCCUGAAGAGUUCAACGACCUGCCUGCUCCCACUGUAGGAGGGGUUUAUCUGAAGACAGGAGCCAAGCUGCAUACCUACGUGACAAAGAGGAUUGGUUACGAAUCCCAGACAGCGAUUGACUCAGCUCUGCACCAUGUUAAGGACUGUCUCCACAGACAUGCUGGCGAAUUUGAUGAGACUGUUGAUGUUGUCUACUCGUUUGCUGGCCCUGCUGAAGCCCACGACUACAAGACGUUCUAUGUCGGGUACGCCAAGGCACCGUGGGGCGAUGGACUGGGAAACGGAGUCAUGGCCACACCGACUGACUGCCCGAGUGAUACCUGCUUCCUACCCGAAAUCAUGGCAGAACACAACAACAUGUUUGAGCACAAGUUUGGCAGUGAAAACUGGGUUUGUGUGAAGAGAGUCAUUGAAGACUGCAGCAAGCCUGACUUCUCAACCUCAAACUUCAAGUACAUCAGAAAAUACUUCAGUGGCAACAAUGCAGCAAGACUGGUCAUUGAACUGAUUAUACUUCCUGGAGUCACUACUUACAUCAGGAAGACAUCACAGGCUGACAUUGCUGCUGGUAUCUGUAAGGAUGUGUAUGAGUUCUGUGUGCCUGUACCCAGAGACUUGAAGGGAGAACCUCCAGCUCCUACAGAUGAUGAGGUUUACAUAAAGAAGGGAGCCACUCUGCAGACAUAUGUCACAAGGACACAGGACAGGAGAACCCAGACUGCUAUCAACAGUGCUCUUAGCAAAGUACGGGAGGAUCUGAACACACAUGACCUGCACUAUGAUCAGACUGUAGAUGUGGUGUACUCCUACCAUGGACCCAGUGAGGACCACGACUAUCAGGUGUUCUUUGCGGGCUAUGCCAAGGCACCUUGGGGUAACGGACUGGGGAAGGACAUUGUGACCUUCCCUGAUGACUGUGCAACAAACAACAACUGCUUCCUGCCAGAAACUCUCAGUGAAGAGGAUGGCUUCAUCGAGCACAAGUUUGAUGCUGAAAACUGGGUUUGUGAGCAGAAGGAUAUAACUGACUGUAGAUUCCCCGACCUCGACCCCUCCUUCUUCUCCCCCAUCAGAAACUACUUCAAGGGUGAAAAUGAAGCAGGACUUAAGGCAGAAAUCAUUCUCCCUGGAAUCACCAGCUUGACAUACAAUGGCAGCUGCCCUGUCCGCUUUGAGUUCUGUGUUCCACUGCCGAAGGACAAGCAGGAAGGAGAACCUCCUGCACCAAAGGAAGAGGGGGUCAUUAUCAAGAAGGGAGCCAGUCUCCAGGCAUAUGUGACCAGGAGGACAGGAUUCAGGGACCAGGAUGCCAUCAGUGAAGCACUGCACUCUGUCAGGACCAGGCUGGACAGAAAUGGGCUUGAGUAUGAUCAGACCGUUGAUGUGGUGUACACCUACGCUGGGCCUACUGAGUACCAGGAGCACCAGGUGUUCUUUGCUGGGUAUGCCAAGGCUCCCUGGGGAGAUGGUCUGGGCAAGGGGGUGGUCGACUACCCGUCCGACUGUCCUAGUGACACCUGCUACCUGCCUGAAACUGUUGGGGAGAAGGAAGGCUUUGUGGAGCACAAGUUUGAAGCUGAAAACUGGGUCUGUGUUCAGGAGGAUGUGAGGAUGUGUGGACAUCCUCAGCCAUCCAUGGCUACCUUCAGAGCUGUCAGGGGAUACUUCAGCGGCAACAACAGUGCAAAAAUGACGGCUACCAUUGUCUUCCCUGGAAUGACUUCAGUCACAUUGUCACCGACCGUGUUGCGUGACCGAGCCAUUGGAAUCUGCAACGAUGUGUUCGAGUUCUGCGUCCCUCUUCCCAAGGACUGGCCCCAGGACGAGCCACCUACUCCUACUGAUGACAAGGUGCACGUUAAGAAGGGAGCGUCCAUGCAGGCGUAUGUGACCAGGAGGGUUGGCUUCAAGACACAGACUGCCAUCAAUGAAGCUCUGGAGAGUGUCCGGCACAGCUUGGAAAGGCAUGGGCUACAGUAUGACCAGAGUGUUGAUGUGGUCUACGAUUACAACGGGCCAACUGAAAACCAGGGCUAUGGAGUCUUCUUUGUAGGAUAUGCCAAGGCACCAUGGGGCAACGGCUUUGGGGAGGGGGUGGUUGACUGGCCGUCUACCUGUCCCAGUGACACAUGCUUCCUGCCGGAGGUAGUCAGCGAAAAUGAAGGAUUCAUUGAGCACAAGUUUGCCAUCGAAAACUGGGUUUGUGAGCAGAGGCAUGUCAUAGAGUGUGGUCACCCACUGCUCAUGCCAUCCAUGCACAGGGGUAUCAGGAGAUACUUCAGUGGCAACAAUGAGGCUAAAGCAACAGCAGAGACCAUAGUACCAGGUCCCACCAGUUACAUAGCAAAGACCAGCACUUAUGAAGCAGACAUUGGUAUCUGCAAUGAUGUGUUUGAGUUCUGUGUACCAGUUCCUCCCAGUUUGAACGAUGGAGAACCACCUGCACCCACUGAAGAUGGAGUUGUGUUGAAGAAGGGAUCUACCCUGCACACCUAUGUAACCAGGAGGACUGGGUACUGGAGCCGGAAAAUGAUCGAUGAAGCACAGACUAGUGUGAGGAACAGCUUGAACGCGCGUGGACUUGACUUUGAUCAGACUGUUGACGUACUAUACAACUUCCACGGUGCAACUGAGAUUAACGCCUACCAAGUCAACUUCAUCGGCUUUGCCAAGGCUCCCUGGGGAAACGGGCUCAGGACGGAGGUGAAAGACCACCCUGAGGACUGUCCCAGUGACACCUGCUUCCUGCCUGAAACUGUGUCAGAAAAGGACGGCUUCAUCGAGCACAAGUUCACCGCAGAAAACUGGGUGUGUGUGGAGAGGAAUGUGAUUGACUGUGGCCACCCGGAACUUUCCGCCUCCAUGAUUCACAGCAUCAUGCGCUACAAGAUGGAGGCAGGGAUUAUGGACGUCACACUUGAACCUGCUCUCACUGCUGUGAUGUCGAAAUCUGACAAGACUCAUGGUUCCUGCAAGGACGUGUUUGAGUUCUGUGUGCCUCUGCCAAAGAAGUUCCAGGAGGCAGACCCACCUGCACCCACAGAGAAGGGGGUUAUCCUGAGGAAGGGUGUGAACCUGCAGACAUACGUGGUGAAGAGGACUGGUUACAGGACCCAGAAGGCCAUCGAUGGAGCACUCCACAUUGUGCACGAGAGUCUGGAGGGAUCGGAGUCAGAGUAUGAUCAGACUGUUGACGUGGUCUACUCUUUCGCUGGGCCGAUUGAAAACACAGACUACCAAGUGUUCUACGCUGGCUAUGCCAAGGGAUGGGGGGGGGUUGACGUCAUCAGAUCUGCGGAAUACUAUUGGCCGUUCGAUUCUGUGCAGAACGGAGUCGUCGAAGAGUUAAACUCUGGGCGUCAUGGCACGGUCAACGGGAGCGUAGGGACAGCAAGUGCUAUAGUGAAUGACGGGAUUGUCCUGGACGGCGGGCCGAACUUUGUGACCCUGGGUGACUUCACGGAUACCUGUGUGGCCAGCCCCGCUCUCUGCGCACAGACAGGAUUUUCCGUGUCCGUUUGGUGGAAGAACUCGGAGCUGAUCAGCCGACAGUGCAUCACGUCAGGCGGGAAGGGCCUGUCUGACGGACUGUCUCUCUACACCAUCAGUCCCACCUUCGGGACGGAGUUCUACAUCAGGAGCGGCAACAUACUGUGGAAGGCAGAAUUCCCUUCACCAAGUGACACGUGGAGCCACUUUGUAUUUACCUGGAACCAGGCUGAUAGCCUAGGUGUUUGGCAAGACGGCGUCAAACUGUCUGUCACAGUCACCUCCACUGUUGGCACCAACUACGGCGCUGUGCACAACAACCUGGUAGUGGGUACCAACAACGACCAGUCGUAUGAUGAGUACUGUACCGGCUCGUUUGACGAGCUGGCGAUCUGGGGUCGCAAGCUGACAGAUCCGGAGGUCCAGUACUACUACCAAGCGUCGACUGGGACCACCAUUGGCGUGGACACUGUUAGGAUAGAGGUCGACACACUCACCAACGCCACCUAUGAAAAGGCCGCCGAACUGCUGCAGGCUCUUCUGGCGGUAACGGUCCCAGGAACAUACGUUAUAGACACGGAUAUCACUGAAGCCGUCUCCGUCUUGGAGAAGCUGUUAGAUCUCCUUCCAGAAGAAAGAGUGGAAGCAAAUAUUGCUUCUGAUCUUUCUAAGAGGUUCUUCGAGGAGACAGGACAAGUCAUGAGUGACCUGGACCAGUAUGGCUGGGGCAACAUGACUCAGUACGUGAGAGACAGUACGUUGUCUGAUCUGUCACGUGUCAUCGAUCAGUUCAACAUACACUUGGGAAGUCACGUGCUUCCGUCAGGAGCCACAACUGUCCUGAGUUCAGGAGACAACGGCAUUUCCAACUUUAGCGUCACCGUGCGGCCUUCAGCAGUACUACAACAUGCUGAUUACGUGUUUCCAGAUGAUGACUCUGAUGCUACUGUACAGAUCCCGGCUUCCCUUGAAGCAGAGGAAACCGCCAGACUUUGGUGUGUGCACCUAGACCUGACAGGUGAUGUCGGUGUGUGGUCAGACGCAGGGUGUGUCAUCCACUCCUCCAACUCCACCCACACCGUGUGCAGCUGUAACCACAUGACAAACUACGCCAUCCUCAUGCAGGUGGUGGAUGUGCACAUGGACCAUGGGAACAGAGUUGCUCUCCAGGUGAUCACCUAUGUGGGGUGUGGGCUGUCCAUCAUCUGUCUGUUCGUCACUAUCAUCGUGUUCCUGGGACUUUCGAGUAUCCAAGCAGACAAGACGCAUGCGCACGUCAACCUGUGCGUCUGUCUGCUCCUGGCACAGUCACUCUUCCUGAUCGGGAGUGGGUGGACUCCUGGCACGGUUCGUCAGGCAUUUAAGCGUAGAGCGUACACAUGGAGCGUCAGCCGCGGGAACAUCCCGGGGAGAGCCGACACCAUAAGGGUCAAACCGUUCGACUCGGACGUGAUUCGCCCUGAGUCCCAUAGUUCCACAAAGUCCAACAAAAAUACUCCAACUCCGGAGCUGAUGCCUUCAGUUGUCUCCACCACCCACCUUCCUAAUAUGGAGUCCUCAGACCCGGACGUUUUCGUUACCCCCCUGUCCAACAUGGACCCUUCCGUGCCGCAGCCUGUCCCCAGGAGAAAACUAUCCAGGAUGCCUUCCACAGAAGUGUAGAAAG
Branchiostoma belcheri (Belcher's lancelet) is the source of this 11334-nucleotide messenger RNA. RefSeq lists its product as uncharacterized. Gene Ontology annotation, cellular component: membrane. Gene Ontology annotation, biological process: G protein-coupled receptor signaling pathway. NCBI's taxonomy places the organism in Eukaryota, Metazoa, Chordata, Leptocardii, Amphioxiformes, Branchiostomatidae. The transcript has 79 exons. Bases 120 to 11330 code for a protein of 3736 amino acids. Gene Ontology annotation, molecular function: G protein-coupled receptor activity. The record is from RefSeq and is a predicted model, not a curated record.